Trematosphaeria pertusa is the source of this 1122-nucleotide messenger RNA. RefSeq lists its product as uncharacterized. Lineage: Eukaryota; Fungi; Ascomycota; Dothideomycetes; Pleosporales; Trematosphaeriaceae. The transcript has a single exon. The record is from RefSeq and is a predicted model, not a curated record. The coding region runs from base 6 to 1067 and encodes 353 amino acids.
CAGGCAUGGACGACCCACGAGACGAGUUGGCAUACGACAUCUGGAAGAUCUACAACAAGUUCCUGGGAGAAGGCUUCAACGCAUCGCGCAAGCAAGACCGCCUGCACUUCAUGGACUGGCUUCUCCCUGCACGUCCGCCAGCACCGCCAAAUCCCGCCCCCAAAGUCCCUAACUACGUCCUCGUGUGGCUUCCGGAAUAUAGGAAGAACCACCGCAUUGAAGUCGACCCGAAGGAAUAUGUCGAGCGCCCGCGCCCGCAUGAAAUUAAGCUGUAUGACUCGGGUCUCUCAUGGGAAGAGGUCUACAAUGUGGUCUUCGAGUGGGUCGCAGAGCAGAAGGCCGAAAGCGAUUUUCGAAGGCGUCAGGAGGAGGAGCAGAAGAAGGCGCAGCGAGAUGCGGACUGCCAUCAGGAGGAUGUUGGAGACGGGAGCGAUGAAGAGGACGAUGACAUGAACGACGAAGAGGACGAUGACAUGAACGACGAAGAGGACGAUGGCACGAGCGACGAAGAGGACGACGUAACGAGUGAGGAAGAAGAAGACGAUGAUAUGAGUGAGGAGGAAGAGGACGAUGACACGGACGAGGAGGGAGAGGAGAAUAAGAGCCGCGAAGCAGAAGAUCUCGCAGGCGAAGGCGCCGACGACGAAGAUCCAAGUUCAUCACAACCCUUUGAUGAUCACGAGGCCAUCAAUGAAGCUAAGGAUGAAGGUGACGUCGACCAGAGCCAAGAUGUAUCUGCGAACACGGGCGAGGAUGUCGACGAACAAAACGAGGACCCCUCAGAGCUCUUCGCAGAUAACGAGUGGGUCGACGAGGUUAUGAAUCAUGAUAAAGAGGCCAAUGACGGCACCAUCCACGGCACUAGCGACGAAGAGGGCAGUAUUGACGAGGAAGUCAAGGAUGCCACGUCAAACCUUCGAUCAAACGAGGAGGUCGAGGAGGGAGAUAGCCUGCAAAAGAGUGGAGGUACCGCCGGCCUCGCCAAUGGAGAUGACGGCGAUGACGACGACUUCGAAGGACCUAUGUAUGGUCCCAUAAGCGCAUGGGAUGACGAAGGCGAGCUAUAAGGCCUACAGAGGCUCGCUCUGAGGUUAGAAUAUAAGGAAAGGAUAGAGAAUUCGG